Molecule: messenger RNA, 1695 nt
Organism: Boeremia exigua
Lineage: Eukaryota; Fungi; Ascomycota; Dothideomycetes; Pleosporales; Didymellaceae
Product: aspartyl aminopeptidase
Exons: 3
Coding region: 8-1627 (539 amino acids)
Biological process (GO): proteolysis
Cellular component (GO): fungal-type vacuole
Molecular function (GO): zinc ion binding; metalloaminopeptidase activity
Source: RefSeq, a predicted model, not a curated record
CAAUCCUAUGUUCACCAAGCUUCAGCCGCUGCGAGCCACUCUACUACAUCUGACGCCCAUACGCACCUGCGCCCUUGCUUCUGCCCCCCUGUUGCGUUAUAUCGCUCUCCAAACCAUGGCUGCCAGACCCUCUCUUCAAGCUGCCGAGGACUUCCUCUCAUUCGUGAACGCCUCUCCCACUCCAUUCCAUGCUGUGAAGUCAGCUAAAGAACGCUUGGAGAAGGCUGGUUUCAAGCAGAUCAAGGAACGAGACUCUUGGGCACCGACCAUCCAGCCUGGCGGCAAAUACUACCUCACACGAAACGGUUCAUCUAUCGUCGCCUUUGCAGUGGGCAAGCUAUGGAAGGCCGGUAACCCGAUAAGCAUGAUCGGUGCGCACACAGACUCACCAUGUCUACGCAUUAAGCCGGUGUCGAAGCGACAGAGCGACGGGUUCCUCCAAGUCGCGUGCGAAACAUACGGUGGUGGUCUGUGGCACACUUGGUUCGACCGUGAUCUCAGUAUCGCUGGAAGGGUCAUGGUCCGAACCAAGGAAGGCAAGAUCGAGCAGCGUCUUGUGAAGGUCGACCGUCCGAUCCUCCGAAUUCCUACUCUCGCUAUCCAUCUCGAUCGUCAGGAAACAUUCCAGUUUAACAAAGAGACGCAGUUGUUCCCCAUUGCUGGACUAGUGCAGGCUGAACUCAACAGACAAGGAAAGACAGAGGAGAGCAAGGACGAUGAGAAGAAGGAAAAGCCGUUUGAGCCGCUUGCGACACCAUACCAAAGACACCAUCCAUACAUCGUCGAGAUCAUUGCUGAGGAGGCUGGAGCCGCCCCAAACGACGUUCUGGAUUUCGAGAUUGUGCUCUACGAUACCCAGAAGUCGGCGAUCGGUGGUCUCAACAACGAACUCAUCUUCUCGCCACGACUGGACAAUCUCAUGAUGUCAUACUGUAGUGUUGAGGGAUUGAUUAAGAGUCUGUCCGCUUCCUCGCAGCUUGAAAAGGCUUCAACCAUCCGCCUCAUUGCACUUUUCGAUCACGAGGAGAUUGGCUCGCAAACGGCGCAGGGUGCGGACUCGAAUCUGCUGCCUGCGGUCAUCCGUCGUCUUUCAGUCUUGCCUGGAUCUGAGUCGAGCAAUUCAGACAAGUCCUACGACAAGAUUGAGGCUGACACAGCCACUGCUUACGAGCAGACGCUGUCCACCUCUUUCCUAAUUUCUGCGGACAUGGCUCACUCUGUACAUCCGAAUUAUCCAUCCAAAUACGAGUCACAGCAUAGGCCCGAGAUGAACAAGGGUACCGUCAUCAAGGUUAACGCGAAUGCUCGUUAUGCCACAAACUCGCCAGGCAUCGUCCUACUGCAAGAGGCCGCUCGCCGCGCAAAGCCAGCAUCAUCAGGCCUGAGCAAGGAAGGUGUGCCGCUCCAGCUCUUUGUUGUCCGUAACGACUCGUCUUGCGGUAGUACUAUCGGACCUAUGCUGUCGGCGGCCAUGGGUGCGCGCACUCUUGACCUAGGCAACCCUCAGCUCAGCAUGCAUAGCAUUCGAGAAACUGGCGGCGCACACGACGUCGAGCACGCCAUCAACCUUUUUGACAGUUUCUUUGAGAAUUUCGAGGAAUUGGAGAAGAACAUCGUUGUCGACUGACUAGAUGCCAAGUUGUGAAGGAGACCUAUGUAGCACAUAAACAAAUACGAAGCGCUUGAGCACCAUGA